Messenger RNA from Silurus meridionalis, 3424 nucleotides. RefSeq names its product thymopoietin a (gene tmpoa). Bases 157 to 2028 code for a protein of 623 amino acids. The record is from RefSeq and is a predicted model, not a curated record. The transcript has 13 exons. Gene Ontology annotation, molecular function: DNA binding. Lineage: Eukaryota; Metazoa; Chordata; Actinopteri; Siluriformes; Siluridae.
GGAGCUCUGAGCCUGGCUCUCUCGAGACGCUAAACAUGGGACUGGGCUAUAACGGGUAAUGGUGGAGACGAGCGCGUGCACGCGCGUGCGAGGAACAGCGCUACUGAGUGAAGGAGAGAGGGAGAAGAAGCAGCAGCAGCAGUAGCAGCAGCGGUCAUGGCGGAAUUCCUUAGCGAUCCGUCUGUUCUGACUAAAGACAAGCUGAAAAGCGCACUCGUGGCCAACAACGUGGCGUUACCGAACGGAGACCAGCGGAAAGGAGUGUAUGUGGAGCUGUAUCUGAAAAACCUGACUUCACAGAACAAGAAGAGCGGCUCCGGGGAGGCUUUCUCCAGCGACGAAGAGCCUCCAGCCCCCGCCGCCUCCAUUACAGCUCGCUCCGGCAGGAAAGCCACAAAGAAAACAGACAGAGUUCGUCCCGAGGAGAUCGAUGUGACCGAACUGACCAAUGAGGAUCUGAAGGACCAGCUGCUGAAGUACGGAGUCAAUGCCGGACCCAUCGUAGCAUCCACUCGUAAAGUGUACGAGAAGAAGUUACAGAAGUUACUGGACCAGGGUCCUCCUCAGACCACGGUCAUCUCCGUCGCAGAAACAGUUUCAACCCACAACAGCCGUAAUGGGAACGUGGAUUCUGAUCAGUACAGUGACAAAGAGGAAGAAACAUCAGCAACAGUUCAGGAACCAGAGCUGGAACUGGAACUGGAGCCUGUACCUGUGGUGGAGAGGCCUUUGAGGAGUCGAGGAAAAACUCCAGUAACCACCAGAACUCGAAGCAGCCAAAACAAGAAGGAAGAAGACGAUGAGUCUGAGGAAGAAGACUUUCAGGUGGUGAAUGUAGAGAGAAAGUCGAGGAGGUCUUGUCGCCAUCUGGAUCAUGCUGUUCCUGACCCUGUUUCGAUAUCCGAGAUGCUUCCAGUUCCUCGAGAGAGAGAAAAAUUAUCGGCGUUACCUAUAGACCCAGAGCCGCUGCUCGCUGACAAGCUGCCAGUAUUCCCAGAGUCUCCUGAACUGUGUAUGGCUUCAGCCCACACCUCUUUGGAUGAUCACGAAAAAGCUUUUCCCUCUGCCAAGUUUUCUAAAAAGCCUUGCCUUCCUGUGAAAUCAGUGGAACCGCAUCAUAAACAAUCACCUUCCUGGCAGCGAGACAAAAAGUUUAGUGCAAGAGCUUCUGCUUUACCCAAAGCAUCCGGUGAGGAAAUACUCCUUAAUACCGCUCUCCUCGAGGAGCGUAAAUACGUCUCACCGCACAGUCGCACAAAGCAGCCAAGUUCACCUUGUUUAGCUUCAGCUCAUCCAUCCAGUGAUCUGAUCCACAUGAUGUGCCGUCUUUCACCUUCUCGAAGCAAAGAUUCCCCCUGUUCUCUCAACCUAAGGGAUUCACCUCGACGUCUGACUCAUGAUCUUCCCAUCACUGAGAGCUCAUCUGAUCUGAAGGAGCAAUCUGGUGGUUCUGCAGCAGUGCAGAGCAGAAUUGAUGGGUUCUUCUGUCCAGUUACCCCAAUUAGGGGGCAGGAUGGCAGCCUCAGAGAUCAGACACCAGGAGAUUGGAUUGAGAAGUUAUCAGCUGUUGAGCAGACCCCAAAAACAGCAGAGAAGGACGUCCUGAAGGAAUUGUUCCCUAACGAGGUCCUCAACACGCCAACAGGAAUCAGCGCCACUUGUCGGAGACCGAUUAAAGGAGCAGCAAGUCGACCCUACAGCGACACCUUGCAGGAAGGCCUGCGUCCCCGUCUCACCGAACACAGAUACACCUCUUCAUCUUUCACAGAGACCCGAUCCGUCCCUCAUGUCAGAGCAGUCAGCGCUGUCCCCCGCGUCAGCGCCGUCCCUCUGUCCGUCUCCAAACCCACAGUGCCCCUGAGUGUCCAGACCAAAGCGAGGCGUAGACUGCCUGUAUGGGUGCAGCUGCUGCUCCUCGUGGCUGUCUCCGGCUUUCUAUUGUUUGUCUACCAGGCCAUGGAGAGCAACCAGUUAAAUCCGUUUGGGCAGCCGGGCGACAGCGGCGUGGUCGGGAAGGCCAGGAAAUAACACGCGUAUAGACCACCGGUGUUUAAAGACUUCUCUCUUUCCUGUACAUCGUUUUUCUAACUCACCCAUGUACACAGAACCAUCUAUAAACAAGAUUGCCAGACCCUGAGUGUUUUCGAGGGGCUCUUUGUGGUGCUAGGUUUGUAAGAAGCUUCUGUAUGAACGCUAGAAUCAAGGACAAGCCAAAGGAGUAACGUGUCUAUGUAUUUUCAUGUUGUACGAAUGUCAUAAUGAAUCUGAUUUCCGUGUUUAUUAAGUCACAUGACAGCCUUAAACUGAACUCGGGAUGCGCUUUGAUUGAAAUCGCCUUGCUGAGGUUAUAAAGAACGAGCGUAGCAGUGCACGAACACACGCACACCUGUAUUUAAUCCACGCAGAGGUUAACAGAGCUGAGUAACAUAUUCCGUAGCACUCCUGAUUGGUUGAUGCUAACUAGGAUACUCAUUCUGGUGUCUUCAAGUACCGAUUAAACACUUUGCUCAUACUUGUUCUGAAAAACUUUAGUACCGUCUUUAGUGCAUUCCUAAACCUGAACUCGUCUCUUCACUAACUCAUAGUUACACAUGGUAUUAUUGUUUUGAGUCUUAUGUUUAUAAAUUAUUUUUGAAAUUCAAUAAGAUGUCGCCGGCCACUUUAUUAGGAACAUGCUUUUUCAUGUCAGGUAUGUCACAGCAGUGAAGCGCAUAGUCGCCAAGAUCACGUCAUGUUGAGAUGCUUUGUUGCUCAUUACAAUCAUAAAGAGCAGUUAUUCAACUUACAUUAUCCAUCCUGUCAGUUCGGACCUGUCUGACUCUCCUCUCAUAAUUUUCACAAUGUAAAAAUUUGAGACGUGAAAAUCCCAGAUUUUCUAAAAUGCCACUCAUCAUUCUUGUUUUUGGUUUAUUUUCUUUCAUGUUUGGUUUAAUCUGAACAUUAACCAGCAUGUUUGACACCUGAUCAGGUGUGUUUCUAAUAAAGUGGACGAUGAUGUAUGUCGCCACUCACUUUUGAUUAUAUGCAUAAUAUUUGUAUGAACCCUUAGAAAUUCUAAACAGCACAAAAAAUUCUCUUUUUUCCACUUUGACAUUUAUAAUCAAUGUAUCCUUAAAAAAAUGUGGUUUAAUAAUAAUAUGCAUUUUAAGAACUUUAUUAAAAAUCGGAUUAUAUUCUAGCACAAAAACCACCAGACAUGACGAAAGCUCAGCGUUUUGUUUCGCCUUCAUUGUUUCCUCGCAUUUAUUAGUAUAUUUACUCCUCCUUAUCAUAUUUAUUGAUAUGUUUAUUUGGGAGAACAGAGCGUGAAUCACGACUGAGAUUGAGACUGGUUCUGAUUCAGGAACUGUGGGAAUUUUUUUUAUACUGUAGACGGCAUUGUGUGAUUUGUAGAAAUGAAAUAAAAAAUUAUCUUCAUAUCAAA